AUGGCGGGCACUUGCACUUCAAUUAGGCCUCGCCUAAUUGGCUCUUCAUCGAUUGUUGAGCUUUCCAGGUUGAUUAAUCGAGCCGGAGUUCCUUUCUCUGUGCGAAUCUCCACCAGAAGGUCCAGAACCCAAGGCCACGGAGGUGGUUUCACAGCGCCGACUUCACGGGAGGAAGGUCCUUCUUGUAUCUUCGUCGGCCCGAUUGAUUCCGCCCGCAAAGAAACUCUAGAAGCUCUUUAUCGCCAAGCGAGGGAUGCGUAUUACAAUGGCAAGCCUUUGAUAGUUGAUGACAUGUUUGACAGAGUUGAGCUGAAGCUUCGUUGGUAUGGUUCAAAAUCCGUUGUCAAGUACCCUCGUUGCAGCCUCCUGCGACAGUCAACGUAUGCUGAUGCGGAGAAUGAUGCAUCCCAAGUUCUCCUGUUAGCUACCAUAUGGAUCUUGAUACUCUUAUUUGGUAGCUCGGCAUGCGUGGUGCCCUCGAUGUAUGGCCUCGGGUUAGUCUAUGGAGGAGAUCCGUUUGACUCAGGGCUUGUCUAUAGCGGCCAGUUGACAACUUCUGUGCCUCUUUUGUCAAAGUUCAAUGGCGUCCUCCUCACCGUGUUAGGUCCUGCUUUUGGAUAUCCGAUUGCAUCCUCUGCAGUGAGAGUGCUUAAAGGGUUGUGGAGAAAUGACUUAACAGCUCUAAAAGGAAACUGCCCACAUUGCGGGGAAGAGGUUUUCGCGUUUGUGGGAUCCGAUCAAUCAAACCGAUCAGCUCACAAAGCUGACUGUCACGUCUGUGAAUGCACCUUGGAGUUCCGUACCAAAGUUGAGAAAUCUGCGUCACCAUUGGGUAGAAAAUGGGUUUACGGCAGGAUAUACCUUGUUUCACGGCCAAGGAGAGAUCGGCGUUCAAAGUUUACAUAA
Molecule: messenger RNA, 906 nt
Organism: Microthlaspi erraticum
Lineage: Eukaryota; Viridiplantae; Streptophyta; Magnoliopsida; Brassicales; Brassicaceae
Source: the annotation of a GenBank genome assembly